Messenger RNA from Scedosporium apiospermum, 657 nucleotides. Its product is annotated as Transporter particle component. Gene Ontology annotation, cellular component: TRAPPII protein complex; TRAPPI protein complex; TRAPPIII protein complex. The record is from RefSeq and is a predicted model, not a curated record. The coding region runs from base 1 to 657 and encodes 218 amino acids. NCBI's taxonomy places the organism in Eukaryota, Fungi, Ascomycota, Sordariomycetes, Microascales, Microascaceae. Gene Ontology annotation, biological process: endoplasmic reticulum to Golgi vesicle-mediated transport. The transcript is spliced from 2 exons.
AUGGCCAGCUUACAAUCCAACAAAGGUCCCGGCAAAGACCAGUCCGGCCUCCGAUAUCCCAGUAACGGCAAGACCAUCUACCACCGGCCAUUAAACCGAACCAAAACGAGCGAACUGAGCCAAGCGAGCUUUGCGUACCUCUUUUCUGAAAUGGUCAGCUACGCACAAAAACGAGUAAGAGGGAUCCAGGAUCUUGAGCAACGCCUCAACGCCCAAGGCCACCCCAUCGGCCUCAAACUCCUCGACCUCCUCAUCUACCGCGAACCCCCCCGCAACCAACUCCGCCCCCUAACCAUCAUCGCCCUCCUACACUUCAUCAAGCAAUCCGUCUGGACGCACCUCUUCAACCGGCAAGCCGACCGCCUCGAAAAGUCGGCCAACCCGGAGACCCCCGAGGAGUACAUGAUUAUCGACAACGAGCCCCUCGUCAACGCGUACAUCAGCGUGCCGCGCGAGAUGUCGCAGCUCAACUGCGCGGCCUUCGUGGCGGGCAUCGUCGAGGGCGUUUGCGACGGCGCUGGGUUCCCCGCCAAGGUUGGGGCUCAUUCGGUGGGGAGUGAUAGUAGGGAUGGGCAGAUGUGGCCGGGGAAGACGGUGUUUUUGGUUAAGUUUGCGCCGGAGGUGUUGGAGAGGGAGGCGUACUUGGGGAAGAGCUAA